Sclerotinia borealis F-4128 is the source of this 315-nucleotide messenger RNA. NCBI's taxonomy places the organism in Eukaryota, Fungi, Ascomycota, Leotiomycetes, Helotiales, Sclerotiniaceae. The record is from the annotation of a GenBank genome assembly.
AUGUUCCAGAAUACACUCAGCUUCCUUCUUCAGUUCUUCUUCUUCGCUUUGGCGUUUGCUCAACCUAUUGAGACCGCUGGACAUGGCAAUGCGUGGAAAUACGGUUCCGGUGGAGGGGUUGUGGGAUUCAUUGUUUUGAUUCUCGAUAUCAUCGUCUUCAUUGAGGUCCUUAAAUCUAAUCGCCCUCCCUCCCACAAACUCCUUUGGUGCUUGGUCGUAUUCCUCUUCCCUAUUCUCGGAUUGGUAAUCUAUUGGUUGUUUUCCAACAGACAAGAACACAACUCCGGAAGUGGUUCAUACGAAGCUAUCCCAUAA